GCUCCUCCACGCUCCUGCCAGCCCACACCAGGGAUAUUGCAGCCCGGGGAGGCACCUGGAGCUAAUCCGGCGGCAGGUUUAAAUGUUUAUUUGGAUACUUGGCUACUGAUUAGAGAACACAAAAUGAAUAACUCAACAAACUCCUCUAACAAUGGCCUGGCUCUGACCAGUCCUUAUAAGACAUUUGAAGUGGUUUUUAUUGUCCUUGUGGCUGGGUCCCUCAGUUUGGUGACCAUUAUUGGGAACAUCCUGGUCAUGGUCUCCAUUAAAGUCAACCGCCACCUCCAGACCGUCAACAAUUACUUUUUGUUCAGCUUGGCCUGUGCUGACCUCAUCAUUGGUGUUUUCUCCAUGAACUUGUACACCCUUUACACUGUGAUUGGCUACUGGCCUUUGGGACCUGUGGUGUGUGACCUUUGGCUAGCCCUGGACUACGUGGUCAGCAAUGCCUCAGUAAUGAAUCUGCUCAUCAUCAGCUUUGACAGAUACUUCUGUGUCACAAAACCGCUCACCUAUCCCGUCAAGCGGACCACAAAAAUGGCAGGUAUGAUGAUUGCAGCUGCCUGGGUCCUCUCCUUUAUCCUCUGGGCUCCGGCUAUUCUCUUCUGGCAGUUCAUUGUAGGGGUGAGAACUGUGGAGGAUGGGGAAUGCUACAUUCAGUUUUUCUCCAAUGCUGCUGUCACCUUUGGCACUGCCAUUGCAGCUUUCUAUUUGCCUGUGAUCAUCAUGACUGUGUUAUACUGGCACAUAUCCCGAGCCAGUAAGAGCAGGAUAAAGAAGGACAAAAAGGAGCCUGUGGCCAACCAAGAUCCAGUUUCUCCAAGUCUGGUACAAGGAAGGAUAGUGAAGCCAAACAACAACAACAUGCCUGGCAGUGAUGAUGGCCUGGAGCACAACAAAAUCCAGAACGGCAAAGCUCCCAGAGAUGCUGUGACUGAAAACUGUGUCCAGGGGGAGGAAAAGGAAAGCUCCAAUGAUUCCACCUCAGUCAGUGCUGUCGCCUCUAAUAUGAGAGAUGAUGAAAUAACCCAGGAUGAAAACACAGUUUCCACUUCCCUGGGCCAUUCCAAAGAUGAGAACUCAAAGCAGACAUGCAUCAAAAUUGUCACCAAGACCCAAAAAGGUGACUCAUGUACCCCAACUAAUACCACCGUGGAGCUAGUUGGUUCUUCAGGUCAGAAUGGAAAUGAAAAACAGAACAUUGUUGCUCGCAAGAUUGUAAAGAUGACCAAGCAGCCUGCAAAAAAGAAGCCUCCUCCUUCCCGGGAAAAGAAAGUGACCAGGACGAUCUUGGCCAUUCUGUUGGCUUUCAUCAUCACUUGGGCCCCAUACAAUGUCAUGGUGCUCAUUAACACCUUCUGUGCACCCUGCAUCCCCAACACAGUGUGGACAAUUGGUUAUUGGCUCUGUUACAUCAACAGCACUAUCAACCCUGCCUGCUAUGCACUUUGUAAUGCCACCUUCAAGAAGACCUUUAAACACCUUCUCAUGUGUCAUUAUAAGAACAUAGGCGCCACAAGGUAAAACAUCUUUGUAAAGAAAGAAGGUAGUCAAGGGGAGCUUGGCAAAAAGAAACAGAAUAAAAGAGCUCCUAGUUUUCAAAUCUCUGCCAUUGCACUUUAUAGUCUUAUCAUGGAAUGUGCAAUUAAGGAGCCCAACAG
Messenger RNA from Physeter macrocephalus (sperm whale), 1661 nucleotides. RefSeq names its product cholinergic receptor muscarinic 2 (gene CHRM2). Gene Ontology annotation, molecular function: G protein-coupled serotonin receptor activity; G protein-coupled acetylcholine receptor activity. The coding region runs from base 124 to 1524 and encodes 466 amino acids. The record is from RefSeq and is a predicted model, not a curated record. Gene Ontology annotation, biological process: regulation of smooth muscle contraction; chemical synaptic transmission; regulation of heart contraction. The transcript has 2 exons. NCBI's taxonomy places the organism in Eukaryota, Metazoa, Chordata, Mammalia, Artiodactyla, Physeteridae. Gene Ontology annotation, cellular component: synapse; dendrite; plasma membrane.